Molecule: messenger RNA, 7977 nt
Organism: Gasterosteus aculeatus aculeatus (three-spined stickleback)
Lineage: Eukaryota; Metazoa; Chordata; Actinopteri; Perciformes; Gasterosteidae
Source: RefSeq, a predicted model, not a curated record
CUAGCGGCUCUGCGAGGCGGACGAACGGCUCCUGCCGGAGUUUCCCGAACGCUUCCGAUUCCCCAAACCCGAGAUUACCCGAAAGUCUUCCGCUGCUUCCGACCCGGCCCCCACCGGAGUGCGUUAUCGGUGACGGGUGGAUGAGAAUUAGGAAAUAAAGAGAAAAAAGAGGAGCCAUCUGCGCGAAGCACCCCUCCCGAGCCCCUCCCAGUCCGGGGAUUAUUUUGGGGGGAUUCGAGGCUUGACAAAGAGAGCGACCGAUCAAGAUGAAGGUAACCGGCGCUGCAGUGCUUAGCGCCCUGUUCUGCACCGUUGUGUCAGCAUCUUUAAAAGUCACAGAGGAGCACAGGACAGCAUUCUUCGGAGAGGACAUUCACAUCGAUGUCCCGCCCGGGGACCUUGGUGAGGUUGUGUUCAAACCCAGGACCAAAAGCCUCCCUGAGGUGGUCCUGAUGCGAGCGGGCCGGGUGGUGAACCCGCGGGGCAGCAUCAACUCUCUGGACCACCUGUUGCUGGAGGACGUGCAGGAGGAAGACGAGGGGGUGUACGUCAUCAAGAACACCAACCACCCCGACGCAGUCAAGCACCUCAUCCUUAUUGUCAGGGACUGCGCUGUGGAGCAAGUGGUGAAGUAUGGAGACACUUACUACAUCCACCUCAACCGCGUGGAGGGCCCCAUCACCCUGGAGUUCAGGCCUGGUCUGAUUCAGUCUACCAACCACACUGAGAUACAUCAUGCCACAGAGCCUCCACCCGUGGUGCUGUUCAACCAGACGGCGGUGCCGGCGGAGGAAUACGCGGGGCGUCUCAGCGUGACGGAGAAACGGGUGAUGCUGCACGCGGUCAGGAUGGCGGACGAGGGCAGCUUCACGGUGCUGGACCGCGAGGGCAAAAUCCGGAGAAGGAACUGCCUGAAUGUCAGAGAGCACCAAGACUUCAUCCGACCCUCAUAUGGAGAAAAUGUGAAGAUAAAACUCUACCUGCAACAUUCCAAUGUUAACGUCGUUUAUAAGCCAAAGUCGGACAAUCAGGACCGGGUCAUCGUGGACCAGGGGGUCCUGGUGAACCCGCUGGACCCCCUGCUGGAGGGCAGGCUGAGCGUGCAGGGAUCACAGCUCAGCAUUAAGAAGGUCCACAUGGCUGACACGGGUGUCUUCAAAGUGACGGACCUGGCCGGGUUUCCUGUGGCUCACGUCUACAUUGAGGUGGAAACCUAUAAACUGCCUCCGCUGACUGUAGCCGUCCUCUCCAUGCUGAGCGUGAUCGCCUUCAUGCUGCUCAUGUGCCUGCUGUCCUGCAUCUACAGGAUGCACAAGAGGAGCGAGAAGAGCAAGAAGCUGACGCUGAUCGCUCAGCAGGCCGGCAAGGGAGACGGCGAGGCCUUCAGACAGGUGGUCCAUGACGCCUACACCAGGUUCACCGAGGAGUCUCUGAUGCAGUCUGUGUGCGAGCAGCCCACGGAGAGCACAGAGGUCACGAUCAAGGGCCUUGAGGUGUCCAAAUCUGGCCGCUACCACACUCUUUUUUCGGACAAUUUUCUGGAGAUGAGCGACUCUGGGGUGGAGUUCACCACCUCCGGCCUCCCGCUGGACAGUGACACUGAUGCUGGGACGACCUACGCCUCCCACAAACCCCUCCUGAACGCCGUCUUCCCUACGGCCAUGACCGAAGAAGCUCCCUCUGACUGCCUGGAGGCCACACCGGCCCCCGGUGACGACCUCAGUGCAGGCCGAAGCCCCGUCACCGCCACAGCUGGUAGCCCCGCCUCCCAUCCGCAAUUACUCGAUGCCGCCGAGCCGGACGGCGGCCCGCGCGGCGACUCGCCACCGGGGACGGCCCCCGGGGGCACCGCGGGGUCGGACUCGGCCAAGACGGAGGGAGGGGCUGAGAGCGAAGACGGCGUGCAGAAGGAGGAGUCAGCUCACAGCACCUGAGAAGAUCCAGCCGGGUGUUUUUUUUUUAAGCUCAUGCAGCAGCAACACCCACAACAACCUGUCUGUGUCUAUGACAUCACAAACACCGGCGAGUCCUUCAUCUCUGCAUUUGGAACAACUUCAUGGGCCUAACGUUCCUGCUUGGAGUCAGACGGCAGUCACCCACAAUGCACCAUUCAAAAUGAUACGCACCGCGCACAAACAAAGUAGAUGCAGAAGAGCAACCCUGUGCAUAUGUGGAGAAUGCAUGUAUUUAAAUGAAACAUGAAAGUAGAUAUCAUAGUUCAGGUCUAGAGGAUUGAAUGCAUGCGAGCUCAGAAAGAGUUCUCAAAAAACACCGACAUGGGAUCAAAGAUUUUAACUCCUGUCAAAAGGUUGUCAAAAAAAGAUGAAAAAGAAGAAAGGAGUUUGACUAUUCCGGCAGUCAGAAUCACACAUUAUAUUCACAGUCCCCUCAGCUGCUAACAACUAGCAGCAGAGCUCUUCUCUGGUUUCGAUGUGGAUCCUCUGACAGCUCUCACGAAUUCAGACAAACUGACUGCAUUUCAUCCCACCCAUGCAAAGACUAUUAUCUACAAUGCAAGCAGUUCAGAAGGUUCUUGCCUCAGCAAUAUGCAGGAGGAAAGAGAAGAAAAACCCCCACUCCUCUACGUGUUCUUUCUGGAAAACCCUGAAAGCUGAAACAAGCUCUGAAGAUUGAAUAUUGAAAACCGCUCGGCUCGCGAUCAGUGCCGGUGGUGCUUUCACGCUCUCUCGUAUCUUUGGGGUUUCAAAUCCGCCACAUUUGAAGGCGUCGCGUGGAGAAACUAAUCCUUCACGCUGAUGAGGAAUUCCGGAGAAAACAAGAGCAAGGACAGCCAACUGUAGGAUACUGAAGUACCCUCGUCUGUUUUUUAGUUUUAGUUCUUACCCAGUGGAGAAGCCUCGAGCCCUGCCUCAGCAAAACAUGACAUUGGGAGAAGAUUGCGCAUCUACUUCUGGGACAUUUGGAACAACUCCAACGAACAUAAUUGGAUUUUUGGUCUCUUCAUGGAAGGACUGUUUCACGUACACCAUGGAGUGAGGAGGGGUGACGAAGAAUAGGUGACAGAUUGAAAAGGGUUCUAUUUGGCGGCACAGAUAAGGGACGAUAAGAGAUGAUUUAAAGCAGCUCCCGUCCGUGGACAGAGCUCUGAUUAUUGCAGCCGAGUUGCUCGCCAAAAUGAUGUGAAAGCUGUCAAGGAGAAUGCAGCGUUAUCGCAUGAAUGAGACUAAAUAUGAGAUUAUAGAGUGUGUGUGUGUGUGGAGACAUGAUUCCCUCCAGAUUAAUUAAUGAUUAAUGUCAAUGAGUCCUUCCAUUAGUUGCAGCAAAACACUGACCCUCCGCUAGGUCCCGCCCCUCACAUUCAAACUGACCAAACACUUCAUUUCUUUAAGGUAUUCUGAUCUAGUCGAGGUCAAACGUUGGUUAAAGUAAUACUCAUUAAGUAUCUGUAUUGUAUUAUAUUAUUAUUAUUAUUAUACCGUCUGGUUAGUCUCACAGUUGUCCAUCUCCUCUGCCAAUCCGACGGACGUGUCGAGCAGAAAAGCAGAAACUUGCCCACAGUUUGAUCUUGUGAUGGCGGAAAGCAAGACCCCCGCGUUACAGAGGAAGGUUGGAAGGAGAAAUAGCCGAGUUGGUUAGCACAGCGUUAACUAGCGUUAGCGUAGCCGCUUUAGUCAAACAGCAUUACUACUCGCUUGUCUUCAUUCAUAACGCCGGCUGAUGUGAAGCUGUGAUCUGUAGACUUUCGUCUUUCUGCCUUUUCACUGCUGAUUAACUUUGACAUUCUGGUGGUUACUGUCAAAGACAUAUUUUAUUUAGUCAAGGAUAACUGAUAUUCACAGUUUGGAUAUCUGUUUAAAGCGCUCUAAAGCGUUUGUGAGGUAGAGAUACACCGCAGGAAGCUUCUAAACUGCCCCCUAAUUACACACUGAAGGAAAGAAAAGACACGUUAAUGGAACACAGGAAAAGGGUGGAACCAGUGGCAGAGAUUCAAACAAGGAGAAGAGUCAAUUAGCUUAAGCUCUCACCUAAACUAAUUGGUUCCCAUUGCAUGCAGUGCCAGAAGCCUGUGGGCUAAUUCAGGUCACAGCAAACCAACCAACACCAAAGAGAUUUCACAGAAGGACACUGCUGGGGGAACUCUGUCACUGUCUCCUCUCCACCGGGCCAAACCACUGCAGAACUUUUAGAACUUUAGGGAAUCAAAGUGCUGUCGGUGGGAACAUUGUUCACAAACUUGGCCAGAACAGAUUGAUCUGCAUCGUGGUCCCGAGGACCCCGAGGAGAUAACCCGUUACUGGAUGCUGAUUUCAGUAUGGAUUCCUGAAUUGAUGUCAACCUGAAGUCUUUUACCUCGCAUGAUUGCUAAAAACAGUCUUAAACAGACACAAAUGUUUGGGUUUUGGGGAAUGAAAAGCACAAAGUUGAAUGUGAUCCUUUUGCAACAGCGAAAAAAGGUUCACAUUGAAAUUAUGAAGGGUUAAAAUAAGGAGCAGCAAUAGUAAAAAUAACUAGUUCUACUUCAGGAAUAAGGAGUUAGAUAUUCAAAAAGUUCUCCAUCUUUUCCAUUAAUACGUGUUCCCGUAUUUGGGAAAUGUUGUACACAGAUAUACUUUAAAUCAGGCUCAAGGCUUUAGAACUGAUUUAGUUUAAAAUGUAAAUAUCAGGUUCAGUCUAUUAAAAUCUGAUAAGAAGGUUAGUUGGACUAAUCACACAUGAAUCGUCAGAGGUUUGACUCAUUCUCAAUUCAAUAUAAAGCAAUAUUCAUUACAAUGGCACUGAGACAUCACCACCAUCCACUUGGCAAUAAGAGGACUGCAAGAUUUUACACUCAAAUCAAAGCAAAGCAGAUCCUCAGAUCCUUUAACCACACGUCCAUAGCAGGUAUAAUAGUAAUUAAGUUCAUGGCUGGAGACGACCUUCAGAUCUCAGUUUAACUCAUGUUCACAUGUUGGGCUCACAGCGACGCCGGGUGUAAAUCCUCGGCAGUGCUGGACGGUCCGUCGCCUCAGGAGAGCACUGCUUGACACGAUAGCAGUGUAGUUGUUUCUUAUUAACACUCAAAGCAGGAACGAGAAAAAAUGCUGUCAAACAAAGGUUAAGUUGCUGAUGCGGUAGACUGAUGUAAAGAACCGUGGGAAAACACACCUAGAAGUUGAUAAUUAAGUGAAGUGUUCCUAUUCUGCAAACACACUCGGCGUUAGAGUUAAUAUUCCUUUAGAAAAACAUUUCACACUUAAAUCCAUUAAGAUACAUGAGGCCUGCAGGACAUCAAUGCUCCGUGAUGGAUUUAAUCUCCUUUGACAACAAAAGAAUGUUGAUAAAAUCAUUCAUGAUUUCACUGAAAAGGUCAGUUUUCUAUUUAAAUAGACUGAUGUCAUUUAGGGGCUGCUUGAAUAAGAUCUCUUGAGAAGAUAUUGAGCUUAAUUGAGUGAAGAUCAGCUGUUUAAUUGUCCUCCCCAAAAUCCAUAUCUCUCUAACUGCUAAUAAUGUUUAUCAAUCUAGAUAGUUUUGAUUUUGGUUGAGUAUUGGAGAUAUCUGCCAUAGAUAUGUCAUAUGUAUAUAUGUAACAUGGAGGUAGAUGGCAGUUGGCUUGUGCUCAGAAAAAUAUAUUUUAAAUAUAAACCACAGACCUUGUUGUGAGCGCUUCACAUAGUUCACCAAACUACACUCAACGCUGCUAGUUCACUUAGCACCUGCGAGCUAGCUAACGUAACUAACGGCUUUGUUUUGCCUUUCCUCACCGCAGUUAUAUCAUAUUGGAGAGAAGGCAGACGACGGCGGAUAUCUCCCCAGAACAAUCCAGAUCGAUAAAUAGCGCCUCAACUAAGAGCACAAGGAUACUUUAGGAGUGUAGAUAUGAGCGCACACAAGCGUUUUGCAGCGUAAAGGCCACACGUCUCCUUUAGAUUUUGGCAUGACGGCAAAAUUGAAUCUUCUGUUGAUCUGCUAUUAUCUGGAAUUACAAAGAAUGCCAAACAAAAAGAUGUCUGCAGUGUCACAGCUUUCUGGUUCCCCGCUCCUCCUAAUAGAAAUCUGGUUUUCCGCAAAGUGUCAGAAUAACUGUUAACUGUCAAGCAGUUUUCUGACACUCAAAUCAACCAAUUGAAUCCAGUCCAGCACAACUCACCCAUUUACUGGGAUUGGAUUGAAUUUUGAUCUGUGAUCCAUUAUUGUGGGAAACUGAAAAACACAGUUUUUUGAAAACAUCUAUAAGAACCCGUCCCUAGAGGUUCUAUCCGGAACCUUCUCCCCUUGUAAGGGUUCUACUGUUGACCUGAUGGAGAACGCUUCUGUUUCCCACUCACGUCCGUCACCACCGUCAAAACCCCCGGCACCUGAGUGUGUUUUUUUUAUUUUGAAAAAAUGCCAAUUAUAUAAUCAGUGUGUGUACUUUGGGACUAACGUACCUCAUCCCGGGAAAAUGCAUUUACUCCAAAAACAAUCACGGCUCUUUUGAAUGAACAAACCUGCUUGAAUUCACGCCAUUGUCUGAACUUUUUGUAGCAUCAUAUUUAGCACGAAAAUGACGACCCCCUCUACGAAUAUGCAAUGUAUCUCUCCAUUCUGAUAUUAUAGCCUUCAUCUGCUGUCCCACCGUGUACAUAAGAGCUAGUGUAACUGCUGCAUGCCUGUAGAUUGCUUGAGGGACAGCAGCCGUGACGCUGAUGGGGAUAAUAUGAAUGUUCUGUAUAGCUGGCCUGGCGAUCGUUGCUGAGGUCUGGUCCUGGUUUCCCAUGAUCCUCUCCUGACUUUUAAUAUCACCUCUCAGUGUUUGCAUCCAGAUGAUGGUGAUGGUAAAGGACGAUACCUUUUAAAGUUGCAGCCAAUCAUCGAGGGCGUCUUGGUGUCGUGUUGGUGAUAACAAUAAGAAUAAGAAUGCCUCAAUGCAUGAAAUAUCUCAACUUUUUGUGUGUUUUAUGUUACACACUUAUUUCAGUUCUUCAUAUAAGGAGACAAAGGUUUACGGACAAAACAUGGUUUACAUUUUGACAAACUAAGGUAUUCCCGUCAGUCACGCUCAUCAUCUGCAUUGUCACAUGUUUUUGUUGAAUAUGAAAAUGCAUUAUUUGAACUUCCAGAAAUUCUCACCAGAGACACAAAUGUGUAUUAAACCGCUGCCGAAAUAUUCCAAACAAAUGCACUAUUUCUUCCUGUUUUAGUAACAUUUAUUAAAAACUAUAGUGAGCAGCUAUUUUAGUAAAUUACUGAGCCCUGUCUGUCAUAACUGUACACACAGCUGUAUAUCAUUGAGCUGAAGGAAGAUGUACGUCUUCCUUUUGCAUUACAUAUCAUAUCACGGUUUCUUCCAUCAUUCUAUGGUAAAUUAAAAGUUUGCAUUCUCUCAACAGAAUACACACUUUCCUAAUAUUGUUUUGGGAAACCACAGAGUCAUGAUUGCUCUAAAAGCUAAAUUAGAUCCUACUAGCUGGUUUAGCACAUAAUUCAAGUAGAAGUAUUGUCGCUGUCAAUAUUACCGAUGUUACUUCUGAAAAAAAUCAACUAAGAACAUUUAUAACAUAGAAUUCUCUAGUUUUGAUUUACAUGCAUGUGUAGGUGUAGAUUGGUGUCAGUUUUUUUGGUUUCACCCCCAUACAGAACUUGUUGCUAGAAUGUCAGAAUAAAAGUCUUCAGCGUUGUUUGAUUGAUUUGACUUUUAAGUUUGUAUUCCUCAGGACAGUGGUUGUAAGUGAUAAAUAAUUAAACUAUGUCAUACCUGUAUGUUUUUGAUACUAGACAUUACUGGCUCGCCUGCAUGCUGCUUUUAUUUUGAAAGAGAUCACGUGAAUGCUUCAUAUCUAAGAGGGUAAUCAUUGACUGUAUGAUACUUCACUGUACUGCCAUGGACGAGCACCCACACCCCCUAGUUUGCUUGAAGAAUAAAUCAAUGGUUAUUUAUACACCACUUCCAUAGAAAGCCUUUUGGCAUCCUGCCAAGACUUUUAUAUAGGUUCUCUUUUUUUCUGUAAUGAAUGAAUAACUGCAAUUAAAUGACUUUUCAACAGUGAGUCAAAGGUU